CUUUCCUUCCGGAACUCCGGCCGUGGUCUGCAGCUCGGGGCGGCGCAAGCGCGUUUCCUGUCAGGCCCGACAUGCCGAGCACGCGCGCUGCCCGUGACCCGCUGUCCCGCCGUGACAGCGGCUGCAGCUCCGCUUCCAUGGCAAGCGUCUUCCUGGUGGUGGCCCUCGUGGCUUUCCCCGCAGGCUGCUCCAUAGGUCCCGAGGAGAGCUGUCAGCUGCGGCCCGUGAUACACGUGCUCAAGCAGCCAGGCUGCCAGCCCAAGCCCAUACCGUCAUUCGCUUGCCAGGGAUCGUGUUCGUCCUACGUCCAGGUGUCCGGCUCCCGUUACUGGCAGGUGGAGCGGUCGUGCAUGUGCUGCCAGGAGAUGGGCGAGCGCGAGGCCACCAAGGCGGUGUUCUGCCCGAAAGGACCGGGCCCCAAGUUCCGCAAGCUGGUCACCCGGGCGCCGGUCGAGUGCAUGUGCCGACCGUGCACGGCACCGGACGAAGCUUCGGUUCUGCCCCAAGAGUUCGUCGGCCUCUGACACACCCAGUAUGUGCAACUGAGUAGGGGAAGAAAACAGAAAUAAACCCAUUCCAAUCCCACGCAAGGCGGGAUGUUGCGGUCCGUUACGUUUUCCCCAUUAUGUGACUAAAGACAUUAAAAAG
This is a messenger RNA of Dermacentor albipictus, 648 nucleotides long. It is a transcript of the gene Burs, whose product is annotated as Cuticle-tanning hormone bursicon. Lineage: Eukaryota; Metazoa; Arthropoda; Arachnida; Ixodida; Ixodidae. Gene Ontology annotation, biological process: animal organ morphogenesis. The record is from RefSeq and is a predicted model, not a curated record. Gene Ontology annotation, molecular function: receptor ligand activity; BMP binding.